AAUAAAAGGGGGGAACGGGUGAUCAGAUUGAUAUAGAUGAAAAGGAAGGUGUCUUGAAGUGCCCGUCCUCUUCAAGCUUUUUCUCUCUUUCAGCUUUCCAUUUGGGUUUAGCCGAGAAAAGCCAUCGUCAUGGGGUCCAUCACCGUGUUGUUACAGUGAUGAUUCGAUCUUUUUGGUGUCGCUUAAAAGCUGGACCAAAGAAGACUUGAGAUGGGUUUUUGGUAUAGGUGCUGGCGAGCAAUAAUAAUCGUUGUGCUCAGUAAUAAUUGAGAUCCUUUUGGAGAGUUGAGCAUGAAAGAGAAGGGCUCUUCAGAUGGAGUUGGGGAUGGGAAGGUGGUGGUUGUUGCUGUGAAAGCCUCAAGGGAAAUACCAAGAGCUGCAUUGGUGUGGACUUUGACUCAUGUUGCUCAACCUGGGGAUUUCAUCAAACUGUUGGUGGUCAUUCCUCACUCCUCAAGCAAAAAGAUGUGGAUGUUUUCAAAGUUUGCAAGUGACUGCACCACCGGUCAUCACCGGUCUAUCUCAGAGAUCAGUUUGGAUGAGAAGGACGACAUUGCAAAUUCUUGCUCUCAAAUGAUGUAUGGACUCGACGAUUUCUAUGACCCAGAUAAGGUCAAGGUUCGGCUGAAAAUUGUUUCCAGCAUGCCAAUUGGAGUGGUUGCCGCUGAAGCCAAAAGAGUACAUUCAAACUGGGUUAUAUUGGAUAAGCGGCUGAAACACGAGAAACGGGUCUGCAUGGAUGAACUGCAGUGCAAUUUUGUGGUCAUGGACCGAUCUAAAGCAAAGGUCUUGCGUCUGAAUUUGAUUGGAUCACCAGCACUUGACCCAGAAAUAUCAACUUCAUCAAUGGUCGACAUCGAUGUAUCUCAUAUGGAUGCUAGUCUUGAAUUUGAAAGUAUGAUCAGAGGGCCUCUUGUGACUCCUGCAAGUAGUCCAGACCACGAGUCACCGUCGGCCACAACCGAUGUUGGAACUUCAUCUUUAUCAAGUUCAGAUCAAGGGAACUCUCCAUUUCUCCUCUCCGAAGUUCACAGAAAACUACAGAAUGAGUAUAUAGGUAAAACUGAAGUGAAACUGAAUUUUGAAUAUUCUGACUCCGAUGUAGACAGUGAAAAGCUGGGUCCACCUGCCAUAUCAUGGGCGGGACAUACUUUCGAGACUUUGGAGGAUGAAUCACCAAAGCCUGACAACAAAGCUUUCUUUUGCAACUAUGGAUCUUUGAUGGAUCAAAUUUCUAAUUUGGAUAGAGACCCUGAUAGUGGAAUAAAUUUUAAGCUUGACAUGGACUUAGGCAGAAGCGUUAGGGAAGCAAUUUCAUUGUCCAGAAAUGCACCUCCUAGUCCUCCUCCGCUAUGCUCAGUGUGUCGACACAAAGCACCUGUUUUUGGGAAUCCCCCAAGGUGGUUCUCUUACGCUGAGCUGGAACUUGCUACUGGUGCAUUUUCUCAAGCAAAUUUUUUGGCUGAAGGUGGAUAUGGUUCUGUCCAUCGAGGGGUUUUGCCCGAUGGCCAGGUCGUUGCCGUGAAACAGCACAAGUCAGCAAGUUCACAGGGUGAUGUAGAAUUUUGUGCAGAAGUCGAGGUUUUGAGCUGUGCCCAGCAUCGCAAUCUCGUCACGUUGAUUGGGUUCUGUGUUGAGGAUGGAAGAAGACUGCUGGUUUAUGAAUAUAUUUGCAAUGGCUCUCUGGAUUCACAUCUUAAAGGACAUGAUCGGGGCUCUUUAUCAUGGUGCGCACGGCAAAAAAUUGCAGUUGGAGCAGCUCGAGGAUUGAGAUACCUUCAUGAAGAAUGUCGAGUGGGUUGCAUUGUACACCGUGAUAUGCGGCCUAACAAUAUUCUUCUCACGCAUGAUUUUGAACCAUUGGUUGGAGAUUUUGGACUUGCGAGAUGGCAACCGGAUGGAGACAUGGGAGUAGAAACAAGAGUGAUAGGAACAUUCGGGUACUUGGCUCCAGAAUACGCUCAAAGUGGUCAAAUCACUGAAAAAGCUGAUGUAUAUUCAUUCGGUGUGGUACUCGUAGAGCUUGUUACGGGACGAAAGGCAAUGGAUAUAAAACGUCCCAGGGGUCAGCAAUGCCUCACUGAAUGGGCACGGCCAUUACUAGAAAGACGUUCAAUCGGUGAAUUGAUUGACCCGAGUUUGAAAAAUUGCUACUCAGAGCAGGAGGUUCUUCGAAUGCUGCGGUGUGCUUCAUUGUGCAUCCGGCGGGAUCCUCAAUUGAGGCCUCGCAUGUCUCAGGUACUACGUAUGUUAGAGAGUGAUAUUGCCUUGAACUAAACAGAGAAGCAGCGAUACAUGCUCAUUAUAUCAAAAUAUGAGUGGAGCAUGCACAUCAGCAUGUGGAUGGUAACUGAUGGCAACACUAAUAUAACAGUGCUUCAGAUAUGGGUGUUGGAACCGAGGUACUAAGCAUUCAAUCUGAUAAAUGGAAGCGAAAGUCCUCAUUUUCAGAGCAAUUGUAGAAUAUCAUAUCUGGGGUCUGGCAGACCAAGAGGCGGAUGGAAUACGGGGAACUUUUCUUCGACUACCUUUGCAACUGGAAUGCAAACUGACAAGGGAUUAUUGAGGUGGAAACUCUUGUAAGAAGCACUACUUAUCAGUGUUAAUUCAAGAAGCUGCAGAAUGGGUGAGCAGAUGCCUAUGCCGUGACGCUCCAAGUACUUGCAGCUCGAGUUCUUUCUUCACUGUCUAAUCUGGAAUGCGAUUGCAUUUCUAGCACUAUUGUAGGAGCUUUAUCUGGCGUAUAUUCUGAGGAAAUAGGCCACUCAAACUUGAUGCCUACUUCUCAACAUGCUCUAGGAAGAUCUUUUUCAGACAGCGGCAGUGUACGAUGACUUACGAUGUAGUUGCUUGGCAGGAACAAUGUUGGUGACGGACUACUGCAGAAUCAGCUCGAGAGCUUCUUUUUCGAGACUUCCGUGAUGUGCCGGGAUCUUUUCUUGCAUUGCAUGUGCAGUGACUGGAAGAAGAGGCUCACAUGACUGGGUUGUGCGUAGCAUACCAUGUGACAAUCCAAGCAAAAUUCAGGAAGCUUCUUGCUGAGCAGGAGGCUUUGUCAUUUUCUUGAAGCUGUGUACAUUAGAGUAGAAUUGGUAGCUUAUAUCGUUUCAUUUGUUAAUUUUUCACCGGAAUGACAUUUACACAAUGGUUCAAUGAAUUGAGGUAUCUAAUGACUGAAUUUUUGAG
Rhodamnia argentea is the source of this 3186-nucleotide messenger RNA. RefSeq names its product inactive protein kinase SELMODRAFT_444075-like. Bases 292 to 2277 code for a protein of 661 amino acids. Gene Ontology annotation, molecular function: protein kinase activity; ATP binding. NCBI's taxonomy places the organism in Eukaryota, Viridiplantae, Streptophyta, Magnoliopsida, Myrtales, Myrtaceae. The record is from RefSeq and is a predicted model, not a curated record. The transcript has 9 exons. Gene Ontology annotation, biological process: protein phosphorylation.